AUGGCCUCUUCAACACCAAAGAACUCGCCCAAGCCAGAUAAUAAGCCAAUUGCUACAAAGCCGGCCACUGCUCCGAAAAAGAAGACCGAACAGCAAAUUCCACGGCAGCAGAAACAGGAGCCACGCAAGAAACAGGAUAAGAAACCAGCUGCCCGGACCAGCCAACCCACCCAGCCCCAAAAGGCGUCGGUGAAGGUGAAAGCGAAGCCGAAACAGAAACAGGAUGCUGCCACGAAUCGGCCCAAGCUGGACGUUCCUAGUUUCCUUACGGUUGCCAACUUUGCGCAGAUCCUCCGUGUGAGAGUGCCGGAGCUGCUUCAGAAGAUGGCGGGUCUCGGUUUCGAGGACAUGACAAAUGACUUUAUUCUUGAUUUCGAGACCGCUUCUCUCAUUGCCGACGAGUACGGGUUCGAAGUCAAUACUAACGACGACCUUGGUGCAGAUCUGUUCCCGGCCCCAGAACCAAAGGACGAGAAGCUGCUCAAACCGCGUGCUCCCAUAGUGACGAUCAUGGGACAUGUGGAUCACGGGAAGACAACUAUUCUAGACUAUUUGCGCAAAUCGUCGAUUGUGGACGGCGAACAUGGGGGUAUCACGCAGCACAUCGGUGCAUUUGUGGUGAAAACCCCGGUUUCCAAGAAAACAAUCACGUUCCUUGACACUCCAGGCCACGCUGCGUUUCUGAAUAUGAGAGAACGAGGAGCCAAUAUCACCGAUGUGGUUGUUUUAGUGGUUGCAGCUGAGGACUCGGUGAUGCCCCAGACUAAAGAGGCGCUUAGACACGCCAGAAAUGCAGGUGUGCCAAUGGUGGUUGCGAUCAACAAGUGCGACAAGCCUGACGCCAACCCGGACAAAGUGGUGGCCGACCUAUCUGGCCACGGAGUCGAGGUUGAAGAUUAUGGUGGAGAGGUGCCAACUGUUCGUGUUUCGGGAAAAACAGGUCUGGGAAUGGCCGAUCUGGAGGAAACCAUCGUGACGGUGGCAGAUUUGCUCGAUCUCAAGACACAGGAAGAUAAAACGCCUGUGGAGGGAUGGGUUUUGGAGUCGGAGGUGAAGAAAGGGCUUGGAAUUGUGGCCACUUUUCUUGUCAUGAAGGGAAAAUUGAAACCAGGAGCAAUUAUCGUUGCUGGCCAGACAUGGUGUAAAGUGCGGGUGAUGAAGGACGAGUUCGGAAAGCCAUUGAAAGUUGCCGGUCCGGCCACUCCUGUUGAGAUCUCUGGAUGGAAGGAUAUCCCCGAUGCUGGUGAAAUGGGUCUCGAGGCACCAACUGAAGCUCUUGCAAAGAAGGUGAUUACGAAUAGAGAAAAGAGAAAGCUUCUAUUGGAAGAAGCCUCUCAGAUUGAAGAGAUGAACAAGCGAAUGAAGGAGAGAAUCGAGGCUUCUCGUCGUGAGGAGAAGAUCCGCGAGUACCAACAGGAAGGACUGACUAUUGACGAUAUCAAGGAGCUUGAGCCGGAAUUGUUUGAUCUUGAAGCAGAGAAACAGAUUGUGGUUCCCUAUGUCAUCAAAGCAGAUGUUAGUGGAUCUGCAGAAGCUAUUGCUCAAAGUAUCACCGGUCUGGGUAAUGACGAGGUGCAGUCGUCUAUCUUGUAUGAAGAAGUUGGAGCUCCAACCGAGAGCGACAUCGAAAGGGCCAAAAUUGCUGGAGCACAAAUCCUUGCGUUCAACGUGAAAGUCCCCAAGAACAUCAUCAACAGCGCUUCUCUAGCCGGCGUGGAAAUCAGAGAGUUCAAGGUGAUCUACCAUCUGAUCGAGGACGUUCUGGAAACUCUCACGUCGAAACUGCCUAAGAAGUUCGAAACUAAAGUGUUGUCAACCACCUCGGUGAAACAGCUAUUUGAAAUCACACUCAAGAACAAAAACAAGAUGACUAUCGCAGGAUGUCGUGUGACGAACGGUGUUUUGAAGAGAAGCAGUGUUGUCAGAGUGAUGAGAAAGGGAGAUGAAAUAUUCCGUGGAAAGAUUAAGCAAUUAAAGCACGAGAAAGACGAUGUGGCAGAGGUCAGAAACGGAAUGGAGUGUGGAUUAUCUCUGGAUGGAGAUAUCUCCUAUGAAGUGGGCGAUGUGAUUGAAAGCAUAGAAGAGGUGGAAAUUAAAAGGCAUUUGUAA
Ogataea philodendri is the source of this 2109-nucleotide messenger RNA. RefSeq lists its product as uncharacterized. The transcript has a single exon. Lineage: Eukaryota; Fungi; Ascomycota; Pichiomycetes; Pichiales; Pichiaceae. The record is from RefSeq and is a predicted model, not a curated record. Bases 1 to 2109 code for a protein of 702 amino acids. Gene Ontology annotation, biological process: translational initiation. Gene Ontology annotation, molecular function: GTP binding; translation initiation factor activity; GTPase activity.